AUGGAAGCGGAGCGACCGGCGGAGAACAAGCGCAGCAGAAAACCCGCUCACCCCGUGAAGAGAGACGCGCGAGAGGAGAUGAAGAGCUUUGCGGAGACCACCGUGAAUGAGUUGUUGGGCUGGUACGGCUAUGAUUCAGUGGAUCUGCAGGACUCAGACGCCGCUGACGGCCCAAACCGUGUCAAACACAACCAUAUAUCUGUUCUCAAAGAGAACUCUGUGCCACAGCCACAGGAGAAGAAGCUGCCUUCCUCCUCCUCCUCCUCCUCCUCGCCGCGCAAACCCUCUGCUGACGAGCGGAUCGUGUGCGUCUGGUGUCAGAAGGAGGGCAUGAAGCGUUAUUCUCUGCUCAUGUACUCCGAGCUCAAGAGCUUCUGCAGCGAGAAGUGUUUCGCCGCGUGUCGACGCGCCUUCUUCAAACGCAACAAGGCUCGAGAUGAGGAUCGUCAUGGCGACCAGUCUCCGCCCCCUGGCCAGACUCUGGACACGCCCUCAAGACUUCUGCUGAAGAUGAACAACAACACGCGUGUGUGUGAUUGGUGUAAACACGCGCGUCACACUAAAGAAUACCUGGACUUCGGUUCGGGCGAGGAGCGAGAGUUCUGCAGCAGCAAGUGCCUAAACCAGUACAAGAUGGACGUGUUUUACCAGGAAGCUCGCGCCGCCCUCGCCGGCUCCGCCCACAAAGACGAGGAGCCCCGCCCCAAAACGGCUGUCACGGAAAACCAGAAACUGUUGACGCCGGAGGCCUGGGACAGACCGGCGAAAACCCUCUCGCCCCAAACGCCCAUCUCAGCGAGGAUUCAGACCAGCGCCUCGCCCUCUUCUCCGGAGAAGCCACGCCCACCACAGAUGCCCCUCCCCUUUGUUAUGCGAAGCCCCGCCCCUCACCUGCUCCGCCCCCUCCAGAGGGCUUCCUUUGCCCCGCCUCCUCUCCUCCAGCCUUGCCCCGCCCCCUACAUGCCCCUCCCCCCUGUGUACCCGCCCCAUUUAGCCCCACCCUGGCCACAGCCAAUGAUAUUAUCGCCCUAUCCAGUUUUUGUUCCAAUCCCGGUGCCGAUUCCCAUUCCCAUCCCUAUUCCCCCUCAAACGGGCCACAGAGGAGUCAUUCGAAGCCUUCAGGAGCAGGAAGACGAGCGUACGCCAGAUCAGGGUCACUCGGAGGAGACCACCAAGAAAGUAAAGAGCGAACGAUGCGCUUCUCCUCUCUCUUCGGUGAUUCAGUGUCUCCGAAAACACAAAGAGGAAACUCCAACGCACAGACCACUUUUUUACGCAUCUGUCGCUCCCAGAAUCGUCAGUCCCGCCUCUUUGUACUCAUUGGCUCGUUCGACCGCCAUACAAGCCACCUCGUUUUCAUUGGACAACGCUGGCUCCGCCCUGAUUCCGUCUCCUCUCUCCGAUUGCGAAGAUGUGAAGGAGAACAGCUGCUUGAGUGGGCGGGACGAUGGCUCGACCAAUCGUUGGUCGGCAGAGCAGACGGACUGCCGGAGCGACCAAUCGAAAGAGAGCAGGGGGGAGGAGGAAGCGCCGCAGGAUGUAGAGCACACCUACGCACGGUCCAUACCACCGAAACUACGCGAGAAGAACACACUGAUGGCCGCGCAAAUGCAUUUACACACGCAAACACAAAGCUGUGAGAAAAACACCGAUCUGGGAUCCGAGCCGAGCGGACGGGACGAUCCAGAGCCGCCAUUGAAGAGACGAUGCUUGAGAAUCAGAGACCAGAACAAAUGA
Sinocyclocheilus anshuiensis is the source of this 1737-nucleotide messenger RNA. RefSeq names its product sine oculis binding protein homolog (Drosophila) b (gene sobpb). Bases 1 to 1737 code for a protein of 578 amino acids. The transcript has 6 exons. Gene Ontology annotation, biological process: animal organ development. NCBI's taxonomy places the organism in Eukaryota, Metazoa, Chordata, Actinopteri, Cypriniformes, Cyprinidae. The record is from RefSeq and is a predicted model, not a curated record. Gene Ontology annotation, cellular component: nucleus.